Molecule: messenger RNA, 2166 nt
Organism: Durio zibethinus
Lineage: Eukaryota; Viridiplantae; Streptophyta; Magnoliopsida; Malvales; Malvaceae
Product: tubby-like F-box protein 5
Molecular function (GO): protein binding
Source: RefSeq, a predicted model, not a curated record
AUUAUUCUAAAACCAAAAAGCCGGAAAAAAAAAAAAAAAACUUUGGAUCCGUUUUAAGUGAAAGAGCUUUUGUCUUCAGAGCAGGAAAAAGAGAGAGAGAGAGAGAGAGAGAGAGAGAGAGAGGGAGGGAGCGCUUUGGCUGACUGAUCUGGGAGAAGACAGGUGGCGAUGGCGGUGGUAGUGGUGGGCUCUUAGAACGCCGGCGCUGACGGUGGUGGAAGUGGUGGCACCGGCGUUAGCAAUGGCAUGACCAUCUUAGGAUUCCCACUAAUAAAAAGAAAAGUUCGCCUUUUUUUACGGAAAAAGCAUUUUUAAUAAUCUAUUUCAUUCCGAUCAGAUUUUCUUUUUUGGGUUUGUGUUGUUGAUUGAACUGUGGGUUCCUAAGAGUGUCGGGAAGCAUCUGAGUUUGUUCAGUUCUGGGGUUGAUUGGAAACAGUCGGCUUAGAGCUGGUUUCAACAAUUUUUUCUUCUCAGGUUCUUAGCUUUUUUUGGUUGAUGAUUCAGUUGAAUAUUGAGAGAUUGAUUUGGUAUGCUUGUAAAAGAUGUCUCUAAAGAGCAUCAUGCGGGAGUUAAAGGAAAUGAAGGAUGGGAUUGGGAACAUAUCAAAGAGAAGAGGGAAAAGCAAGCUUUGGCGUAGCCGGACUAGAUCCCAUGUUGCUCCUGAUCAAGCACCACCUGAAUCUGAAUUCGCAGAACAAAGCCCGUGGGCGAAUCUACCACCUGAAUUGCUCUUGGAUAUCAUCCAGAGGGUCGAAGAGAGUGAGACAGCUUGGCCUGCUCGGGCUGUUGUUCUUUUUUGUGCUGCAGUUUGUAGGUCUUGGAGGGAAAUUACAAAGGAGAUUGUGAAGACUCCUGAGCAAUGUGGAAGGCUCACAUUUCCAAUCUCAUUGAAGCAGCCUGGUCCUCGUGAAUCUCCAAUUCAGUGCUAUAUUAGAAGGGACAGAGCAACUUCAACAUAUCUUUUGUUCCAUGGUCUGGUGCCUUCUGAGGGAGAGAGAGAUAAACUGCUGUUGGCAGCAAGAAAGGUCAGAAGGGCAACAUGCACAGACUUUGUUAUAUCUUUGGUUGCAGAUGAUUUUUCUAGGGCCAGCAAUACGUAUGUUGGUAAACUAAGGUCUAAUUUUUUGGGUACCAAGUUCACCAUAUAUGACAGUCAACCUCCAUGUGACUCGAUGAUCCCAUCAACUACCCGAUCGAAUCAUAGAUUCCACUCCAAGCAGGUGUCUCCAAGAUUACCUGCAUGCAACUACAGCAUAGGUACCAUUACCUAUGAGCUCAAUGUUCUGCGAACACGAGGACCAAGGAGAAUGCAUUGCAUUUUGCACUCAAUUCCUGUCUCUGCUAUUCAGGAAGGAGGCACUGCCCCAACACCAUUAGCAUUCCCACAAUCCAUUGAUGAGCAACUUUCUUCCUUACCCAGUUCAAAAGGAAAGGAACCGGUGAUAGACACCAGCUCCCCAAGCGUCCCAGCCACACCAUUAUUCUCCCCAGUCUCAGGAGAGCCAUUAACCCUUAAAAACAAGGCUCCUAGAUGGCAUGAACAGUUACAGUGCUGGUGCCUUAACUUCAAGGGGCGUGUGACAGUGGCCUCUGUUAAGAAUUUCCAGCUUGUUGCAGCUGUUGAGCCAUCACAUAACAUAUCACCAGAAGAGCAAGAGAAGGUAAUCUUACAGUUUGGAAAAAUUGGCAAAGACAUCUUCACUAUGGAUUAUCGAUACCCUCUAUCUGCUUUCCAAGCCUUUGCAAUCUGCCUAAGCAGCUUUGACACCAAACCAGCUUGUGAAUGAUCACCACUGGUUGGAGAUCCACGUCAUUGAUAUUGCCUUGCAUUAUUGUUAUCCUUCCUCGCUUUCACCUUUGCAACCUACCAGAGCAGCUUUGUGCCAAACUGGCCUAUGAAUGAUAGCAUGUUGGUAGGAGAUACACAUCUCUCUCCUGUAGAAUGCUUCCUGUAUUUUAAUACUGGUACUAUAUUCUAAUGGAAGCUUUUCUUGUACGGCCUUUGCUGGUCUAUUCUAGCUAUUCGGUGCAUGGCAUUACUGAUCAUGCAGUCUAACUUGUAUGUUGUUUGAUAAUCUUAAUUAGAAUCAAAACUAAAUUAACAGCAAAUUGCCUACAUCUAAUUGUGUUAUUUUCUUAUUAAACAUUCACUCUUGGAAUAAACUC